Messenger RNA from Fraxinus pennsylvanica, 945 nucleotides. Lineage: Eukaryota; Viridiplantae; Streptophyta; Magnoliopsida; Lamiales; Oleaceae. The record is from the annotation of a GenBank genome assembly.
AUGUCGUUUGGCAGAAUAACGAGUCGGUUUUCCAGGACCGUGUUGACUCAGUGCCGCAGCUCGCAACGCCUCUGCGCUCGCCAUGACCAGAUGUACUUUCGGAUUAGCUCGAAUCAAUUCCUCUCCCCCCCGGGCUCUCAGGAAAAGGUGUCUCUGCUAGGUCAGUCAACUCUAAAUUCAUCCACCUUUCAGUGGUUUGGAUUCUCAUCAUCUGCAUCCCCACAUUCCAAUGAGAAGGAAAAUGCUGAAUCUGAAAACAAACAAGAAAAUAAGAGAGAUGACAGUGCUAAUGCUGCUGCUGUCGAUGUUCCUGAUCAGUCAGAGGCAUCUGUUUCGGACAAGAGAGAUGAAUCAGAUUCGGAUUCGGAGAAUGACCUUUCAAGAGAUGACCUGAUGAAACUUCUUGCUGAGAAGGAAGAACUUCUGAAAGUCAAGCAGAUGGAGCAUGAGCAAAUGAAGGAUAAGGUUCUGAGGACUCUUGCGGAGAUGGAGAAUGUGAAGGACCGUACUAAACGUGAAGCAGACAAUGCUAAGAAAUUCGCCAUUCAGAAUUUUGCAAAGAGCCUUUUGGAUGUGGUGGAUAACUUGGGUAGGGCUUCAUCUGCUGCAAAAGAGAGCUUUUCGAAGAUCGAAACUUCCAAUGAUGCUGCUGCAGCCGUUUCACAACUUAAAACACUUCUCGAAGGUGUUGAAAUGACUGAAAAACAACUAAUAGAGGCAUUCAAAAAGUUUGGAGUAGAGAAAUAUGAUGUUAUGAAUGAAGAAUUUGAUCCGAACAGGCAUAAUGCUGUUUUCCAAGUACCAGAUGCUUCAAAGCCAGCAAACCAUGUCGCAGUUGUUCUAAAGGCUGGAUACAUGCUCCAUGACCGAGUUAUACGGCCUGCCGAAGUUGGUGUGACGGUAGCAGUCGACAAUGUGGAUGCAGAUAAAGGAUCUGAAGGCUGA